CGUCAAGCAUCCAAGCUCUGUUCACUGGAUUUGGCGUGGAGAUCCGUGGCGCUGCCCCGGACCGGACGGAUUGCCUGCAAUUAUUUUUGGGUAACUGCAAAUAGACGACCGUGGAUGCAGCAGAAUUUAUCAGCAAAGGUUUUCUCUCGCACAUUUCACUCUACUCCGACCAAUAUGAGCAGCGUACCCUCCGACCUGAAGCAGACUCUCACCCCUGCUCUCCUCGAGGAUGUCCGCAACUUUUGGUUCGAACACCUCAGCAGCGAGGAUGCAUUGAUCCUCCCGGGCCAAUCUGAGAUGAAACACUGGUUUAUGCGUAAUUCAGAGUUUGACAAAGCAUGCGUCGCCCAAUUCCAACCAGCUCUAGAGAAAAUCAUUACAUCGGGUGCAUCAGCCACGGAUAUUCUAGAUGCAGUGGAUACAUCAUCACCCCUAACAUGGCUCAGCAUCCUCCUCCUCCUAGACCAGGUGCCACGGAACUGCUACCGCUGCGACCAGUCCAAAUUGGUCUUCGGUCGUUUCGACCCUCUCGCGGAGGAAAUUGCUCUGCGUGCGAUUGACGCAGGCAUUCCGACCCAGGAUUCGCAUCUGCGAUACCGACUCUCCUAUCGCUUCUGGUUCCACUUGCCUCUGAUGCACUCGGAGAAUCUUGCUGUGCAUGAGAAGGCUGUUCAAGAGCAUGAAGAUACCGCGAAGGACAUGUACGAUUUUAUUCGUGGAGAUGCGUCGGCUCUCGAUGAGGAUGAGAAGAGAUGUUAUACUAUUCUUUCAAGCCAAAAAGAGGCACUCGAUAUGUUUUUGAACAGUACUUUCGACUUUGAGAAGAAGCACAAGGUCAUCAUUGAGCGGUUUGGACGGUAUCCCCAUCGGAACGCACCUCUUGGCAGGGUUCCGACUGCUGAGGAGAUUGAAUAUUUGGAGAAUGGUGGUGAGACGUUCACUUAG
Messenger RNA from Penicillium cinerascens, 945 nucleotides. RefSeq names its product DUF924 family protein. The record is from RefSeq and is a predicted model, not a curated record. Lineage: Eukaryota; Fungi; Ascomycota; Eurotiomycetes; Eurotiales; Aspergillaceae. The annotation marks the transcript as partial. Gene Ontology annotation, molecular function: protein binding. The transcript has 2 exons.